GAGCCUACACUUUGAUUCAUCUCAUCAUACAUAGAAAAAGUUUAAAGUAGAGUGAGGCAUUUUUGUCUCUCUCUUUUAGAAAAACAAAGAUAGGUAAAGAGAGAAAGAACAUGUUUUAUUCACAGUUACUUCUUUCAAAGAAAGGGCCUUUAGGCACCAUCUGGAUUGCUGCUCAUUGUCAUAAACGUCUCAAGAAAGAGCAAGUUCAGCAGACCAACAUCGCUUCUUCUGUCGAGAAAAUUCUGCUGGAUGAAGCUCCUGUGGUCACAUACAGAAUUUUAGGUCACCUGCUCCUGGGUGUGGUUAGAAUAUAUUCGAAAAAAGUGGAAUAUCUUUUCAAUGACUGUAAUAAUGUUCUUGUUAACCUUGGUAAUUUUUCAACUCGCAAGAGACCAACUAGUAAACUAUCAGCUGUAAGGAUUGGGGGUAUGCAUGCUCCUGCCCACUUUAUCACCCGACCAAAGAAAUUUGAACUGGAUACUUUUGAUCUGGAAGUCUUGGAGGAUCAAGACGCAAACAGUAGUCAUGUGGCAUCCCGUGAAGAAAUCAUGCUUUCAGAUGCUCAGGAAAAUGAGCAAAUGGUUUUUGGCUUAUCUUGCAAGUACGAGGAAGAUGUCUCUCAUUCGGAGUCAAAGUCCACAAAUCACACUCCAGUUAGAGACAUAUAUUCACCUCACCUGAUGGACAAAGAUUUUGACUUCCGCCCAUCAGUUGGGUCAGGCCAUGUGGAAGCUCUGUGGAACCUUAAUGAGACUAGAUUCUCCUUGGAAGAGCGCUUUGAACCUAUGACCUUUGGUGACAUUGAAAUUCAGAUGAUCUCUGAUAGGAAAGCUGAUCACCAGACUGAUGAUGAGCAGAUGAAAGAGUCUAAUGCUGGGAACUUAGUAAAUGAGGAGCAUCUUUAUGAAAAGAGGUCAUCUUUGGAAGAGCAUGCAGAACCGAUGAUUAUCACAGAAGCUACACCGGAAAUCAACACUGAUCAACAAUCUGAGAAAAAUCAUCAGCCUACUCUUGAGCUCUUCAAACCCCCUGAUGUAGGAGUGAAUGUAGAUGAUGAAGGACCAGCAGGCCUUGGUGAAUCAUCUCUUGUGGAAAAGCAUUGUGGUUUUGAGCAAAAGAAAAAUGUUGAAGCAUCUUCCUCUAGAAAAGGGAAGGAUCGGACUAAAGUUGAUCGAUCAGUGUCCCUCUGUAUUGAUGUAUCCCCAGAGACCAAGAUCUCAGGAUCUACUUCACCGGAUUUCAUAUCUGUUCACACCCCAGCUAAGAAGGAGCGAACUCGUAUUUCAAGGAAGCGGAAGUGCAUAUUUGAUGAGUCUAUUGUGAUCCCAAAUGAGGUAUUCAAGCACUGGAUUGGUGAUGCAAAUGACUUAGUUUGCAAGAGAAGGAAAGCCCCUCAUUCCAGUUAUUUUGCAUGGAAAGUACAUAAAAUUUCCUCACUUCCUCAGAGUUUUGAGGAGCCUCUUAUUCCUUGUAGUCUUUCGAUUGAUAUUAUAUCUGCAAUUAGCAAAAUUAGAUCAGCAAGGCAUGGGCCUGCAGAAACAGUAGAAGUUCCUCUGCGUGAGGACAUGCCAGACUCUCCAUAUAAACUCAGAUCUGGAGAACAAAUACCUAUUGCUCUUGCUGCAUCUCUGCAUGAGUACUUACCUGAAUCUCCUGGUACCCUAAGAUGUGGAGAACAAAUACCUAAUGCUCCUGCGGCAUCUCUGCAUGUGGGUGUACCUGAAUCUCAUAAUACACUCAGAUAUGAUGGAGAACAAACACCUAUUGCUCCUGCAACGCCUGUCACUGGCUCAAGCUCGUUGAGAUUUCAUGAUACGCAAGGAACUUCUAGAUCACACAUAGAACCAGCAAGUUCAACUGAAAGCACAGAGAAAGGAGCACUUUCCAUGGAGGAUGUAGAAUUUGAAAUGAAUUUGAUGGAUGAGGAGAUAAAUUCAUUUGAAGGGGAUACCUCAGAAAAAUGCAAAUUUUCCCUAAGAACAAGAAAGGUUGCAAAAUUUCUACUUGAAAACUUUCUUGCUCGGAAGGGGAAGGAGGAGGUAGAAGUUGUUAACUUGUCCUUGCUUAUGAAGGGGAAAACAAAGAGAGACAGUGCAAGGGUGUUCUACGAGAUACUGGUUCUGAAAUCGGGAGGCUGGAUAGAUGUGCUGCAGGAUGAUGCCUAUAGUGACAUUCUUUUGCAAGAACUCCCAAGACUAAAGCAGACCUUUGAAGCCGACGGCCUUGGCUCAAAGUCUUGAAUCUAUAAUUAUGUUCAAAUAGAGAGCAGUGUUGGUAAAUAGUAGCAUAGGAAACAAUCACAUGACAUAUAUGCCUUAUCUUAGAGUAGUAGUAGAUGAAGCAAACAACAUGCAUAUAUGCUUUUGUGCAUGUUUGGUAUAUAGAGUGGAGGAGGGAGGAGCAGCUAUUCUCUCUGCUAGGAUGAUGUUAAAAAGAGGAAGAAACAGAGAGAGAGAGGUUGUUGUGAAUCAACCAUUGCUCUUCCUCCUUAACAUGAGGGGAAGUUAGGUUAUUGUUAACUAUUAUGUCUACCAACUUUUUUAGUUUAUGAAUGCAAAGUUAUCAGGAAUUAGUUGAA
Molecule: messenger RNA, 2578 nt
Organism: Solanum verrucosum
Lineage: Eukaryota; Viridiplantae; Streptophyta; Magnoliopsida; Solanales; Solanaceae
Product: sister chromatid cohesion 1 protein 2
Exons: 13
Coding region: 111-2240 (709 amino acids)
Biological process (GO): synaptonemal complex assembly; replication-born double-strand break repair via sister chromatid exchange; mitotic sister chromatid cohesion
Cellular component (GO): synaptonemal complex; cohesin complex
Molecular function (GO): chromatin binding; protein binding
Source: RefSeq, a predicted model, not a curated record